AGCCGCUCGGAUUGCCGCCUGAGGCAUAGUCCCAAAAAGAACCGGAUCACGUGCAUGGACCGGAACGGGCGGUGGUCUUUAUGCCUCAGGCUGGAUUUAAGGCAUCAAUAUCGGAUGUUUUUGGGAAAGUUCACCCGCGAACCUCCCGUUUUGCACACCAACGUCGGGCCAUCUCUGUUCAGCUUGACUGACCCUGCGAACCCCCCUCCACUCCACCUCCACACCGUCAAUUGGAAUCGCCCGUCGCUGCUCGUCGGUUUAUUCACCAUGUCGGCCCCUUCUAUCGCCAACUACAUUGCCAAGCGCCCAUUCCUGAGGCGCUGGAUGCAGCCCAUUGCCAACUGGUAUGUCGACGCUGCUGGUUACAGGAAACUCGGUCUCAGAUUCGAUGACCUUAUCCCCGAGGAGAACAUGACCGUUCAGACUGCUCUCAAGCGUCUUCCCCCUAAGGAGGCCUACGACCGUGUCUUCCGUAUCCGCAGAGCUUUCCAGUGCUCUGUUUCGCACACCCUUCUUCCCGUCGAGGAGCACACCAAGCCUAGCGAGGAUGUCGAGUACCUGGGCCCCCUUAUCCGCCAGAUCGAGAAGGAGAACAAGGAGCGUGAGGACCUCGACAACCUUGCCGUCAAGCGGUAAAUGGCUACGUGUGAUGUUACCGUGGAAAAUAUAAAAUCUGCCCUAGGAUAUAGACGUGUGGGAUAGGAUGAUACAAGAUUUGUUCCUUUCGGCUUUAUGCUCUGUCGGAGAGAGCAUUUGCCAAAUGUUGCUUGAGCCUUUGGAUUUACGUCGUGCAAACCACCUGUACUGAUACUGUACAAAUUUAUUCUCCUUCUUCACCUACUUUGUCCAGUUCGAUUAUAUCGUGCGAGGACCGCUUCCUGCUGUCCAAAGCCAAUCGCGGAUAUAAACUAAAUAAUCUCUAUAUCUAUACUGAUAUAGUAUAAACCUGGGUCUGUCAU
Messenger RNA from Aspergillus versicolor CBS 583.65, 959 nucleotides. RefSeq names its product ubiquinol--cytochrome-c reductase subunit 7. The record is from RefSeq and is a predicted model, not a curated record. Bases 115 to 636 code for a protein of 173 amino acids. The transcript has 4 exons. Gene Ontology annotation, biological process: mitochondrial electron transport, ubiquinol to cytochrome c. Lineage: Eukaryota; Fungi; Ascomycota; Eurotiomycetes; Eurotiales; Aspergillaceae.